Trypanosoma conorhini is the source of this 522-nucleotide messenger RNA. RefSeq lists its product as uncharacterized. NCBI's taxonomy places the organism in Eukaryota, Euglenozoa, Kinetoplastea, Trypanosomatida, Trypanosomatidae. The transcript has a single exon. Bases 1 to 522 code for a protein of 173 amino acids. The record is from RefSeq and is a predicted model, not a curated record.
AUGAAGGAUGACCGCCCCGCAAUGAAGUGGCUGCUGCGGUUCAUAACCCGACGCGGAAGGCAGCGGACGCCGAUUCCACCAAAGCCGUACGUCGACACCGCGUCAGCGUCGCGGCACAUGACGGACCCCCGGCUGUACGACCCCGAUGAUUUGAAGCACAUCGACCCCGAGAAGCCACACUGGCAGGACCCACGCUUCGAGUCCCGCGAAAGCCUCCCGUUUUUUGACUUUUGGGGGUACAACAGGGACUGGAGCUGGACGCUCUUCCGGGCCUCCACCGUCAUCUUUGCCAUGGCGCUUUACUGGGAAAUGCGCACACUGCUGUACGUGCGGAAUGACCCACCGCGGAUCACGGGCAGCACCACGGUUUCACCUGUCCCGGACUAUGCGAGGGACGACAAGGCAACCGAAGAAGAGUUGCGCGCCGCGGGAUUUGCCUACAUUGGCGUAAAGAAGUUGGACCACCUCGGUCUGUCAAGCGGCGGGAAAACAUCGGCAGGGGAGGAGGAGGAGGAGAAGUAG